AUGAAUUUAGAAGGGGCAGGUGCUGCUAAACGUUUAAUGCUUUUUCAAACUGGUCCUGGUCCGUCAUCAGAUGUCUUACUUGAAGCUUAUGCAAGUGCUUUCAAACAACCAUUUGCCAGUGUUUUGGGAGAAGAUGUGUUCCAGUUCGGACUAGUGCCGUCGGACACAGAUUACAGAAUAUUUCGUGACUAUGGGCUUGUCCCAGGGUUAGAUCUUGCGUAUAUACAAGACGGUAUAUGGCAGCAUAAUACUUUAGAUUACUUCUAUUCUUUAGAAACCGACUUUUUUGAUUCUGGUGUAUUUUUAAUAGCACUUCAGUCAUUUUUGUUGUCUUUAAUUAAUGCUCCUUCAUCAUACGUUUAUACAUUCUGGGUUGCGUUUGGGCUUAUAUUUAAGAUGUCUGAUAUUCGAAAUGCUUCACCAAUCAAACUAAAAUUUUGUCAGACCGUCCGUUUUGUUUCAUUCUUAGCCGUUACUUCAAUGCAUACAUAUAACCUUAAUUUAUUUCUUAACUUUAUGAUACCGAUUAUGGGACGUUCGGGUCAUGCUAUCAAACCAGAUUUAUUCCUUUCUUGUUGUAUAUUUAUCAUCAUGCUACCUGUGAUGCUUCCAUCCCUAGGACGGCUACAAUGCACCUCGAGAACUGGAAGUAAAUAUCUUUUCUUGAUGUUGCUAAAUGCUUGCUUGUCGUAUGCAAUCCUCAUUCAUGCAUCAAAUUAUGGAUUCCCGUAUAGUAUCCAGCCAUCUCCAAAUUUUUCAAACCCUCUUGUCAGUCCAAGAUUCUCCUGA
Messenger RNA from Schistosoma bovis, 789 nucleotides. Lineage: Eukaryota; Metazoa; Platyhelminthes; Trematoda; Strigeidida; Schistosomatidae. The record is from the annotation of a GenBank genome assembly.